Molecule: messenger RNA, 914 nt
Organism: Coturnix japonica (Japanese quail)
Lineage: Eukaryota; Metazoa; Chordata; Aves; Galliformes; Phasianidae
Gene: HYI
Product: hydroxypyruvate isomerase (putative)
Biological process (GO): glyoxylate metabolic process
Molecular function (GO): hydroxypyruvate isomerase activity
Source: RefSeq, a predicted model, not a curated record
ACAGCCCCUCCUACCUGCCCGUCAUGGCGCUGCGCUUCUCGGCCAACCUGUCGUGGCUGUUCCCGGAGCUGCCGGCUCUACCGGCCCGGCUGGAGGCGGCGGCUCGUGCCGGGUUCGAUGCGGUGGAGUCGGCCUGGCCCGAGGGCUGCCCGGCCACAGCGCUGCACGGCGCCGCAGAGCGGGCUGGGCUGCGGGUCGUGCUGCUCAACACCCCGCCCGGGGACACGGAGCGGGGCGAGAUGGGGCUGUGCGCCGUGCCCGGGCGGCAGGACGCCUUCCGGCAGGGUCUGGCCGAGGCCGUGCGGUACGGCCGGGCCGUGGGCUGCCACAGGAUCCACCUGAUGGCCGGGCGGGUGCCGCGGGGUGUGGAGCGGGAGGCAGUGGCUGGUGAGAUGGAGGCCACGUUCAUUGAGAACCUCAGGCAUGCGGCUGAUGUCCUAGCUCAGGAGGACAUGCUGGGGCUGGUGGAGCCGAUUAACAGCCGUAUCACUGACCCGCGCUACUUUCUGAACACCCCACACCAAGCUGCUGCCAUCCUGGAGAAGGUGGGACGACCCAACCUGAAGCUGCAGCUGGACUUCUUUCACUGUCAGAUCAUGGAUGGGAAUCUGUCACGUAACCUGGAGACGUACCUCCCACUCAUUGGUCAUAUCCAGAUCGCACAGGUGCCAGGGCGACACGAGCCCGACAGCCCUGGGGAGCUGAACUUCCCCUAUAUCUUCAAGCUGCUGGAGUCCCUCGGCUACACUGGCUACGUGGGCUGUGAGUACGCACCAAAAGGAGACACGGUAGAAGGUCUUGGCUGGCUGCGUUCAUACUGGGAGAGCAGAGGCAUGAAACCUGGCGGGCCCAGAAAAGCAACAGAAUAAAGUAAGAAAAGCACUGGAAUAAAUGUCAAACCAAUGAGCCUAAAA